GCGUCCAGUCAGCUGUCGCAGGUGGAUGCACUCACAGAGAGUCUGACCGCCAGGAAAGGAGAGCUGGACCGUGAGCAGAUAAAUAAAGUGAAAGAACUGGAAAACUUGGAAACAGAAAGCCAAUGCAUAGCUGACUGCAUGGAGACGUUCAGAAAGUCUCUAGAUGAUGCUCGGAGAGCCCGGGAUUCUGCUCAGGGAACUCUCAGACACCUUGAGAAUAAACGGAAGGAGUCUCAGGCUGUGCGGGAUGCUGGAAUCGGAAUAAUGUUCAUCCCCAUCAUCGGAACCAUCAUUGGUGCCAUCAUGGUUGGCGUCUCUCAGCAGGAACUGGAUGAUGCGCAGUCGUCCCUGAAGACAGCAGAGCAAGAGUUACAGAAGAGUGAGGCCUCAGUUCAGAAUUAUGACAGAAUGUUAGAGGAAAAAAAGAGGCAAAGGACGCAAAAGAAGGAUGAGAUUGCACAGUGCAGCAGCACCAUAGAGCAGAUUAAGCAGAGCCUAGCGCAGGUUUAUACACAGCGCACCAACAUCGCCCGAGCGCAGGAGAAACUCAGGAACGCCCUCUACAUGUUAAGCACCCUGGCUGGUAGAGCGAGCGUGGCUACAACCCUCACUCUGCGCACCAACAUCACCCGAGUGCCGAAGAUACUCAGGAGGGGCAUCAACAUGUUAAACACUCUGGCUGGAAGAGCGAGCGUGGCUACAACCCACACUCAGCAAGUCAUCUGCCUGCCCCCUGUGGUGAACAUACUGGGAGAGAUCAUUGAACUCAUGCUUCAAAUGCAGGGAGAUAGAAGAUAUGAGCUCCUCAGUGAUCCACAAGUCAAAGCUGCCAUCCUUAGCCUGCAGGAACUCCACCAGAAAGUUUCAGCCAUCGAUGACGAGCAGACAUUAAAUGAAAUUCAGUUUUAUUGAUGGAGAUGCAGACCCAUGACACAUUCCCCAGGGUACACAUUGUGAGCUCCAGAUUUAUCACAUGCAGUGGGGUCUAAAAGUCUGAGACCACCAGUGAAAAUGCUUCUAUUUUGCAUUAUUUUCUAAUUUAAUACAAACAUUUUCCUUACAACUUAUAUUACCAGCAUAACAAUUGGAGUGAAAAGUUGAAGCUUUGAAAAAUGUACAUGAAUGUACAUGAUUUAGUGAUCACUUAUUUUCUGAAAACCAGUUUUGUGCCAAAAUUGCUUUUUAUUAUUUUUUAAUUUCAUUUUAUUUUAUUAUUUUCCCAGGAUAUAUUGCAGCUCU
Molecule: messenger RNA, 1239 nt
Organism: Conger conger (European conger)
Lineage: Eukaryota; Metazoa; Chordata; Actinopteri; Anguilliformes; Congridae
Exons: 2
Coding region: 139-912 (257 amino acids)
Source: RefSeq, a predicted model, not a curated record